Messenger RNA from Spea bombifrons (plains spadefoot toad), 1408 nucleotides. RefSeq names its product Smad nuclear interacting protein 1 (gene SNIP1). The coding region runs from base 158 to 1255 and encodes 365 amino acids. Gene Ontology annotation, cellular component: nucleus. NCBI's taxonomy places the organism in Eukaryota, Metazoa, Chordata, Amphibia, Anura, Pelobatidae. Gene Ontology annotation, molecular function: mRNA binding; protein binding. The transcript is spliced from 4 exons. The record is from RefSeq and is a predicted model, not a curated record. Gene Ontology annotation, biological process: miRNA processing.
UGUUGUUGUUUUUUUUUUGCUUACCCGGAAACAAGACAUUACAACUUCCAGCUUAGUGCGUUGUAGCUCCUUCCGGUAGCGGCAUCAGGCUAGGUGAUUACUAGAAGGUUAUUAUCCUUCCAGUUCUAGUUUGUAACGGUGAUCCCGGAUUUGGGGGAUGAAGGAGCUGAGGGAUGAGGAACGACGCAGGAAACACAGGCCGCGUAGCCCGCAACCAACUUCGGUAAAGCAGGAGAGGGUGAGUCCAGCCAGGCCUCACCGACAGUGGCAAAGUCGAAGCCCCAGUAGUAGCGGCGAGGAAUGCCCCUCGCAGGACCAGUUACGGAGAAGGAGCAGAUCACCCUUAAAAAGGAAGAACAAGUCAUCUGGCAAACCCAUUAAAUCACCUAAAUAUAAGAGAAAUCAAAGUGAGAGCAGGAGCCCACCUCACAUAGAGGUCAAAGUAAAACAGGAAAAACAAGAGCACUCUCGCAGGGCACAUGAGGAGAGGCAACCCAGGGAGCGCUGUGAGGAGGACCACAGACGAAACAGACACAGAGACCAAACAGACAGAGGGCGUUACAAUCACUCCCGGUCCCGAGAAUGGGAUCGUGAGGAACGGCAUAUGAGAGACCAGAGAACAGAACGGGAAAUCCAUAAUGAGCGGAGGAGGGAGAGACGACAAAGAGAAGAGCAGGAAGGAGAAUCGGAGCAACACGACACAGAUAAUACAGAUGGCACAUCCAAUAAGGAAAAGCCCAACUUUGAACUGUCAGGUGCCUUGGUAGAAGAUACAAACACAUUCAGGGGAGUUGUGAUAAAAUACAAUGAGCCCCCAGAAGCUCGUAUCCCCAAAAAACGCUGGCGUCUGUACCCCUUUAAGAAUGACGAGGCUUUGCCUGUCAUGUAUAUUCACCGACAAAGUGCUUAUCUUUUGGGCAGGCAGAGACGUAUUGCCGAUAUACCUAUAGACCAUCCAUCAUGCUCAAAGCAACAUGCUGUUCUACAGUAUAGAAUGGUCGCGUUCACCCGUGCAGAUGGAACAGCUGGCCGUCGAGUAAGACCUUAUAUUAUUGACCUGGGUUCUGGCAACGGCACUUACCUAAAUAACCAGCGCAUUGAACCGCAACGAUAUUAUGAACUGAAGGAGAAAGAUGUGCUUAAAUUUGGUUUUAGCAGCAGGGAAUAUGUUGUUCUCCAUGAGUCAUCAGACACUUCUGAAGUAGACAAGCAGCAAGAUGACGACGACGAAGAAGACGAGGGUACUGAUAGCUAGUGAAUGUACCAUAAAAUCAAAAGGACUUAAGACCUAAACUUCACUGUGGUCAGAUGCAUUGUUCUACAGAAUGGAAUAUUGUUGGCCUGUUUCAUAAAAAAAUAUCUUGAAAUUUUGCAUGGUCUUAAAACAAUAAACUGUAAAUAAUUUGUA